AUGGCUUUGAAGUUCGCGCCCUUUGGCUCCGAAAUCGAGCUUCCGUUUUAUACAGCCCUAUCACAAUCCAAGAUAGAUCAUGACAAACUAGAUGAUUCGGCGCGGACGGUACUUGGCUUGUACGAGCCUCGCGCCACCGCCCCCGAAGAUAGUUGCCGAAUGAGAGUCCUAGGGAAUGCUCUUACUAGUGAUGACGUUCCUCCAAACCAUAUCCGUGCUGAGGGCAAGAUCAAAAACGUAAACACUAUCGAGGGGUUCAAAAAUGUCGACAAAACAGCAAUAAUCCAGACCGCUGCUAAACAGAUCUGGGAUGCUAUUAAUGACGGCACCAUAUAUUCCAUACCGUCACUCCUCUCUUCUUUCUCCAUCCUUUCGUUUGCAAAUUUAAAGAAAUAUACCUUUACAUACUGGUUUGCAUUUCCUGCACUCCAUUCGGACCCAGUCUGGAAAUCAGCCGAAGAACAACCGCCCCAGUUGACUGGAAAAGAUACGACUGAACUUGUUGAUGAAGUUGGCACUUGGAAAUAUGGAACUGACAGCAGAGAGCACGGCUUCUUUUUAGCCAAGAGAGUCCGCCACUCUUCAUCUGAGAGCGAGCGGCCCCCGACUCCAGGUCUCGGGUUAGAUUACAAGUGGGUUAUUGGCUCUCUCGGGAAGUUUGAAACUGGCUUCUUCCAUGGAGUCGAGCCUGAAGAUCAAUUCGUGGCCUUUGUUGACCCUUCGACUUAUCCUGAACACCCUGGCUGGAUGCUACGAAAUUUACUGGUUUUGAUCAAACGAAGGUUCAAACUUAACAAGGUUCAAAUACUCAGUUUCCGAGAUGUUCAUGCAAAGCGACACGAGGCACGAAGUAGGAUAUUCCUUCUCGAAACCCAGCCUGGGGAGGUGGAGUCCAAUGUUAUGCCUCGAGUUACCGGAUGGGAGCGCAACAGCAUUGGAAAAUUAAGUCCAAAGCUUACAAACCUCACUCAAUAUAUGGAUCCCAUACAGUUGGCAGAUCAAGCCGUCGAUUUGAAUCUAAAGCUUAUGAAAUGGCGCAUUGCUCCAGAUCUGAAUCUUGAUAGAAUCAAGGAUACCAAAUGCCUUCUUUUGGGCGCUGGAACCCUUGGAACUUUUGUCUCCCGCGCCUUGAUGGCAUGGGGAGUACGAAAGAUUACGUUUGUCGAUAAUGCAAAUGUAUCAUUUUCAAAUCCGGUCCGGCAGCCGCUAUUUGACCAUAAAGAUUGCCUCGAAGGUGGAGCAAAAAAGGCGCACAGGGCCGCCGAAGCCCUCGAAGAGAUUUAUCCCAAUGUUGACAGCACUGGGCAUGUGAUGUCAGUUCCGAUGCUCGGUCACCCAAUAGAGGAUGAGGCCAACACCAGAUUGGACUUUGAGACCUUGCAAAAGCUUAUCAAUGACCACGAUGUUGUCUUCCUCUUGAUGGACACACGAGAGAGCCGAUGGCUUCCGACUGUAAUGGGAAAGGCUGCUGGCAAAAUUGUUAUGAACGCAGCAUUAGGAUUCGACACUUAUGUGGUCAUGAGACACGGGGUUGCGCCAGCUGAUGGAGGGCCAGCGGUCUUAGGGUGUUACUUCUGUAACGAUGUUGUAGCUCCUGCAGAUUCAGUCAAAGAUCAAACGCUUGACCAGCAAUGCACUGUCACGCGCCCUGGAGUUGCCGCUAUCGCUUCGAAUCUCCUCGUGGAAGUUCUUGUAUCCCUGCUACAACAUCCUCUAGGAGCACAAGCUCCUGCUCCUCUGGCAUCGGUGAAUCAAGCUACAGCCUCCAUCGACUACGAAAGGGAUCCUCCAGGGCAUCCGCUAGGCAUCGUUCCCCAUCAAAUCCGCGGCUUCCUGUCGACUUUCCAAAAUAAGAUCAUAAGUGGACAGUCAUACGAUUGUUGUUCAGCCUGUUCCCCUAAGAUUGUCAAUGAGUACCAGCGUCAAGGGUGGGAAUUCGUUAAACGUGCUCUCACCGAUAAAGAUUAUGUUACUGAACUCAGCGGGCUGGCCGAGGUGCAGCGUGCGGCCGAAGCUGCCGCGGAUAACGUUGACUGGGAUAGCGAGCCAGAACUUGGCGAAGAUGAGGCUCCUAAUCCGGGUAUAGAUUCAUUCCCAGCGAUGCGGUCCCAAUUGACCCGCGUGGUCUUUCGAAGGCUGCUUUGGAACGAAGGCUUUACCUUUCGCUGUCCGACUCAAUCGGCAUUGUAUCUUCGCCAUAGACAUGUAACUCCCUCGAUAACAUUACGGCCACAGCAGAGGACGUUGUUCGGCUUCUCGACGAAACCUCCACGAAAACCAAAAACUCCACAGAUUGCCCCUGGGAUGAUGAUGAUCAUGGAGUUUUCCAAGAUGAAGAGGUUAAAAGCGAGGCUUCCGCCUGCUGAUGAUUUGGUUGCUGCCUUCCGAAAUUUCGUCCAAUAUAAGUUGUUCAGGCAGGAGACGGUGACCAAUUAUAACGCUAUAUAUGUCUUGCGAUUGUUCAACCACCUGCGGGACUUGAGGACAGCCGAUGGCCAGCAUAUUUUCACGGGGGCCGACCUGCGACGGUUUAGGAGAGUUUUUCUUGCCAAACCGAAGGAUUCAGACAACAAUUACGAGGAAUUUCCCCAGGAAGUCUAUGCUGAUUUUACGCCCAACAAACACCUCGAGAUUGCCAAGGAGAUCCACAAAGAGCUUCUAAAAAGAGGGGACUGGCAAGAUGGCGAUGUUAGAUACCUCGUGGAAAUUCUAACUCAGAGUGGAGAAUCUGCAGCUGCGAGGGACGCUGUGCAAGAACGCUUUAGAUUAAACGUGACAACAUGUCAACUAAAUCUAGCCUUGAAAGCGACCUAUAAUUGGAAGUUAGUUCUAGCAGGAUUUGCCAGAGAAAAUAACGAGUCGGAGCUUCUCAAGACUGCAGCAAUGAUGGAAGAGUUGGGGAUCGAGUUCUAUGGAGAGGCACAAAGGAUUAUGACUUGCUUUUUUGCAUCUCGAGAUAAUGUUGAGGCAACUAAGGAAUGGUACGGCAAGCGUGACAAAGCCAGCAAGAAGCCUCACUCGCCAAGUCCAGAGACCAUGGUUGCACUCUACAAGUUCUCUUUACGGAAUAACGAGCUGGAGUGGUGUAAGGCCGUAUUCCGAGAUAUUAUUGAGAACGGGCCUAACAAGUAUUUGUGGGACGUGAUAUUUCAAUGGGCAGCAGGAGCUGUUGGGAAAGGGGUCGAGGAUGUUGAACGUAUGAUGGAUGUUAUGAUCCGACGAAAUCCGGACAACGAAAAGAUGAGACCGGAUAUUAUUACUAUCAACGGGCUUGUGGAACUGGCAAUCUCCCUUAACGAUCCCUACCUCGCAGAACGAUAUAUUGCCCUUGGUCUCAAGCGAGGUAUCCUCCCAAAUAGUAGAACCUACAUUCUACAGAUGGGUUAUCGCAUGGAUGCCGGAGAUCUAUCAGGCGCUCAGGCUGCCUAUGAAGCUCUUCAGUCUGAAGAGAUUCUGGAAGAUGAGGAUCUCCCUGCUAUCAACAAGUAUAUCCGAGCUCUCUGCUCAAAACCAAACAAUUAUGAUCGUAUCAACGCCAUGCUCACAGACCUGGAAGCGCGACAGGCCGGCUUGGAGGGUGCAACAACGUCAGCCGUUGCUAUGAUAUAUAUGGAUCGCGACGAAAUCCAGAAUGUUUACGAUCUUCUUCUAACCAACGUUUAUCAGUACGCCAUGGGAGAUCGAAUCCUCAUCCGCAAUGUAUUCUAUGACUUCUGUAUGGACAGACGGAAUAGCAACGCCCGUGCCUGGGAAUCCUAUCAAGUGCUUCGACAAAUCUUCGAGGAAAUCGGCACCGAUAUCCGCACUGAGUUGAUGAACGAGUUCUUCGACCGCGGCAGAUCCGACAUGGCCUGCUACGUCUUCGGACACAUGCGGCAACAUGCCCUCAGCGACCGAAAGCCCAGUCUAGAAACCUACAUCCAAUGCUUUGAAGGCAUAGCCAUGUGUGCAGAUGCUGAAAGUCUCGAAAUGGUGCACAAUAUGUUCAAGAUGGAUCCGAAUAUGGAGCCUAACACGCGUCUCUACAACGCGCUCAUGCUCGCCUAUUCCUCUAUUGGUAAAGGCGGACGUGCUCUUGAUUUCUGGACCGAAAUCACGAACAGUACUGAAGGGCCUACGUACCGCAGCUUGGAGAUAGUCUUCAGAGCAUGCCAGUACACGCAUUAUUCAAGCGACCAAGCGAAAGAGAUUUGGGGACAGAUGCGCAGAAUGGAGAUCGAGAUCACCCAGGAUGUAUUUAAUUCGUAUGUCGGCGCGCUGGCCGGAAGGGGGAAGUUCGAAGAUGCGAGGGAUGUGGUUGAUAGUGCAGAGAAGGAGCUUGGGUUGAAGCCUGAUUUGAUGACAAUCGGUAUAUUUUACAACGCCCUCCCCGGCCAAAAUCGUAAAGAUCUUGUCGAAGAGUGGGCUAAGGGCACGUACCCUGAGGUAUGGGCCGAGCUAGAGAAGAAAGGCCAGACGGAAAAUGAGGAGGAAACGCGGUUUUUCAAGAUUAAGCGGGAGUUUAAAGCUUGA
Venustampulla echinocandica is the source of this 4512-nucleotide messenger RNA. RefSeq names its product E1-like protein-activating enzyme Gsa7p. Gene Ontology annotation, biological process: C-terminal protein lipidation; protein modification by small protein conjugation; autophagy of mitochondrion. Gene Ontology annotation, molecular function: Atg12 activating enzyme activity; Atg8 activating enzyme activity; protein binding. NCBI's taxonomy places the organism in Eukaryota, Fungi, Ascomycota, Leotiomycetes, Helotiales, Pleuroascaceae. The record is from RefSeq and is a predicted model, not a curated record. Bases 1 to 4512 code for a protein of 1503 amino acids. Gene Ontology annotation, cellular component: cytoplasm; phagophore assembly site. The transcript has 6 exons.